CACUGAUUGGAUCAUCAAAUCAACGGACCAAUCAGUAAAGGCGUUGCUCAAAGAGGCGACGCUUUUGAGUUUUGAUUUUGGAAGCUAACGUUAGCCGCCGAAGCUCAGCUACUGGAAGAUGUCGGUGAAGCGGGGGAUUGGCGACUCUGAGUAUUUAAAGAAGAGGAUUCCACAGAAUCCAAAAUAUCAACAUGUAAAAACACGACUUGAUACAGGCUCCAGCCUGACAAAGUACAUGGAGAGACUAGAGGAGGCAAGGAAAAACUACAGAUAUAGGAAGGACGAGCUAUUUAAAAGACUGAAAGUGACUACAUUUGCACAGCUGUUAAUCCAAGUUGCUUCAGUGUCAGAUCAGAAUGACAACUUUAAAGAUGAAAUGGCGGGAUUAGAAGAUGAUGUUUCAAUAUUCUCUGCAUCACCGGGCCUCGACCGUCUCUCCGAUCAGACGAAUGGCUCCCCCCAGCCGACGCUUCCUGCCCCACAGAGUAUCAACAAUGAUGAAUCCGGUGAUACUGCGUUUUCUCCUAGAUCUACACUCCAAAGUGUCAUCAGUGGCGUGGGAGAAAUGGAUCUGGACAAGAACGGACAGAAGAGCAUCCAAAACUCUCCAGUGUCUACCUCCAACAUCACAGAGUGUCCCUAUCCUGACUGCCCAUAUCUGUUGCUGGAUGUGCGGGACAGAGAGCAGUAUGACCACUGCCAUAUUAUCAGUGCAUAUAGUUACCCCAUUGCGACCUUAUCAAGGACAAUGAACCCAUACACGAAAGAAGUGCUUGAUUAUAAAAAUGCAUCGGGAAAGAUCAUAAUUUUGUAUGAUGAGGAUGAGAGGAUAGCAAGUCAAGCCGCCACCACCAUGUGCGAGAGAGGCUUUGAGAAUCUCUUCAUGUUGUCAGGGGGUUUAAAAGUGGUUGCACAGAAGUUCCCUGAGGGAAUGACAACUGGCUCCAUUCCCAUCUCCUGUCUGCCGUCACCCUCGGGACCUGGAGGUCGUAAGCGAUCGGUUCCACAGCAGACAUCACAGCCAGCAGAAAAAAAGUGGCGCUUCACCUCAGAAGACCUCAGCAAAAUCCAGCAUUACCAAGAGGAAGUGUUCAUACCCAGUGAGCCCAGCAGUCGUCUCAGCAGCAGAAUGUCCACUAGCAGCGCUCGCUCCUAAGCAUCGACAGUUUCUUCAUCAUUGUCAUCUUCAAUCUUAUGCAAAUAAAGCCUUUAUAUUUUACUUUUGCGGGAUUCCUGUGAACAUGGACACUCUAAACUACUGGUAUUUUUUUUCAGUUCACUCUUAUUAUGCCACAUGCACAUUCUCAGAACUACACUGGGAGAAACUGAACAUUUCUUGGUUCUGGUAGUACACACAAAUGGCACUGUUUUAUUAUUAUUUCAAUUUAUUCACAUAUCUUUGCACUGCAGACUCCAAAUCCAAACUACAUGUUUAAGAUCUAAAUCUGUUUCUGAUUUGCCGCUAUCAGUUUUUUGGCAUCACUAGCCAUUUAUACUAUAAUGAUGGUACAAGAUGUCUAGGGUUUGACAUCUUAUCCCUUUUAAUGCAUAUGUAGGUUCUUCUAUAUGUUAUGCAAGUAAGCAGGUCUUAGUGGAAGGACUCCACUUCUUGUUGGUCAUUUUCUGUUCAAUGAGCAUGCUGGUUUAGCUACUGUAUGUUUACUUGCUCACUAGGUACAGUAUGUAUGUCGCAGUGCUUUAGAAAUAUUUUAGAUGUGCUGAUUUUUGCCUUAAAGGCAGAGCUUGUCUGUUUGUUCAGUGCAUUUAUUUAAAUGUUUGAUGCUUUCCAAACCAGUGCAAAAAGAUUUUUCUUCAUAAUCGGCGUCUACUCAGCUGUGAUUUGAAUGUUAUGAAAUGUAGAUAUGAUUGCGGGCAUUAAUGAAGAUGAUGUUUCUUUGUGAAACUUUGUAUUGUCUGUUGCAGUGCCUGAUGAAGGAACUUGAAGUGCGUUUAUUGGAGUCAGUGUAUAUGGAAUGUGUACAUGAAGUGGUAGAAAGUGCUUUGUUUGGCCUUUGUUGUCCACGUUUCUGUGCUUAUUGACUGAAAUCAGUUAUCCCUGUUCUGUUGUAGACUUUGUUUUAUUGACCAAUUAAGUAAUUUAAUUUAAUCAAUGAAAACUACCUGGUUUGUUAUGUUGUAUUGAAGGCUGAAUAAAAAUCAAUUUUAUA
Messenger RNA from Sinocyclocheilus anshuiensis, 2168 nucleotides. It is a transcript of the gene cep41, whose product is annotated as centrosomal protein 41. Gene Ontology annotation, biological process: cilium assembly. Gene Ontology annotation, cellular component: ciliary basal body. The transcript is spliced from 11 exons. The record is from RefSeq and is a predicted model, not a curated record. NCBI's taxonomy places the organism in Eukaryota, Metazoa, Chordata, Actinopteri, Cypriniformes, Cyprinidae. The coding region runs from base 119 to 1156 and encodes 345 amino acids.